CAAUGUAAAUGACUUUGUCUGCAUUGUUGUACAAAUUAACUACAACUUUAGUGUUUUUACUGCAACAGAAUAUUAAUAAUUUUGAUUUUAUUCAGUUGAGGAAAUCCAAAGACCUGCUGGUUAAUUAAGCCAUUUUAAAACCCGUUGGCUGGGCUGCUUGGUUCCUCACUUUUGUUUGUUACAAAUGUAAUAAUGCAUGUUUGUUCCAAGUGAAAGUCUGUUUUUCUGCCCUCACUAUAAUAAAGGAACAUAUUGAACAAAUACAGCAAACUAAACACAAUUCAAAGUAAGUUUGAUGACGCAGUUAGCCUUGGAGGUUUUAAUUUAAAGUCAAUGCUUGUGAUAACAAUCAGACGAAAGAUAGAUAAUAACAUACUAGUGGCGCUGUAAGUUUGUGCUGUUAAUUGAAUUCUAACAUCAGCGUGCUAACAUGCUCAUGCUGACAGUCCUAACAUGUUAAUGAUAAUCAGGUGUAAUGUCUGUUUAGCAAGUUCACCUUUUUAGUUUCGUCACAUGAUGGUGCUGUAAUAGAGGAAAGGUCAAAAGAUCACCAAGUUAUUACAAUCAAUCACGAGGAGAACAUAAAUGUCUGUACAAAAUAUCACCUCAGAGCAGUCAAAAAAUGUCACUUAAAACCAUAAAAUUCAACCUCUUGGUGGCUCUGGAGGAAAAUUCAGGAGAUUGUCAAAGAUUGUCUGAGAACCUUGUUUGUCUGGACCAAAUUUAAUGGCAAUGUAUACUCUGGCACAGAGAAACAGACUCCUGCAGUGUGCAUCAAGAAUCUCUCAAGAAGUGUAGGCAUGUUUCAACUGCUUGUAUGGGGGCGGAGUUAGAACCAUGUUCAUUUGCAUAUCAAUAGAAUCUGGUAUAUUUAAUGAGGCAAAGUUGUUGAGUUACAACCAAUCCAUUUUAAAGACAUGUAGGGAUUUUUCAUGGUAAAAGACUCCAAAAUAUAUAUUUGUGAGGAGCAGAGAUGACUUUUCAGGGGUUUCAUUAAUGCCAGGAGAGGGACUUCUUUUUGCAUCUGACAGUGCCUUUAGUGGACAAUCUGCACCUAUACCUGUAUUUACUACUUUUAAGAUAAAAGUUUCAAAUAAUGAAAGUGUUUGAACUAUAAAUAAACAUUUUAAAAUGUGUGUGUAAGUGGUAAGCCUUAGUGGGUAUAGAGUUUAAUCUGCCAGGGUUUAGAAACAGUAAGGUUGACCACAUCCUGUAGUCAAAGUUGUAGACUGUGGUAGCUGCACAACUUUGAGCUGAUGGUACGCUUGACAAAUAACUCACCUGAAACAAUGACUUUUAUUACAUGUUAACAGAGAUCCAUCUAAUUUCAUUCCUUAUGCUCAAUAUGAAAGGUCAUUUUUAAUGCAAGCCUCACAAAGUCUGAUUAUUAUUGUACUGAAUGUUUUCCUUAUGUUUUGAUUUAAUUAUUACAUGUAAAAUUAGGGGUGACCUCUUAGUAUCAAUGCAUUUCAAAUGAGUUAUUCUGUCUCCAGUGACAAUCCACACAUCUAGUUUAUUUAAUGUACACACACUGGCUAAACAUGAUUGAAAAACUUUGCAUUAAAUGUAACUGUUUACAUCAACCUAAUGUGAUAGAAAUAGCUGUAGAAUGUUAAUGUCCUGUCAUCAUGCUUGAGUCAUCAGCAUAGUGGUAGCAGCUACAACAGGCUAAGAAUUUCACCACAGGAUGUGAUAAACACUGGCAAAUAAGAGAUAAGACUGCUAGAGGUUUCAUGGUGCCUACCUCUUACAGACAAAUCUUAUAGACUCUGCAUCGAUUCGCAAACCAGCUGACUUGCAUAAUUUCCUGAAUGUUGUAAUGUGACAAUUUUAAAUGUAAUAUGUAGAGGCAUGGGCUUACAACAGGAAGUCUUCUCGAUAGUACUCAUGUGCUGAUUCAUUUUUUUAUUUGAUGAGAAGACCAAAACAUUCACCAAGAGAAGAAACUGUUGUUCUGCUGUCCAGAAGACGAUGAAUAAAACUGCUUGUCCUGAUGUCAGCUUUGACUUCACCAGCAGAUUCCUGCUUCCUGUUUACAUCUUAGUGUUCAUCAUUGGUCUGGUGGCUAAUGGAUGUGGACUGAAGUCUUUGCAGCACAACUGGACGAAGCUGGGUAACGUCAACGUGUUUGUUCUCAGCCUUGGACUUACAGAUGUUUUGUACCUGCUCACACUCCCAUUUUUGGUGGUGUACUACUUCAUGAAGAGUAAAUGGAUCUUUGGAGAAACAUUCUGCAAGAUAACAAGAUUCUGCUUCAAUGUGAAUCUAUACGGCAGCAUUGGAUUCCUGACUUGUAUAAGUGUGUACAGAUACCUGGCCAUUGUUCAUCCAAUGAGAGCGAUGGGAAGAAUAACUGUCACCCGUUCUGUGAUGAUCUUGGUCACAGUCUGGCUGUUGGUGAGUGUUCAAAGUCUUCCAGACAUGUUCUUCCCCAAGACAUUUAGAAACAACACUGAAAAAUGCUUCGAUACCACGGAUAACGACCACGUUGAGGAUUACCUGAAAUACACUCUUGGAUGGACCCUCACUGGGUUUUGUAUCCCGUUACUCAUCACACUGGGCUGCUACGGACAUGUGAUUGUUGUUCUCUGCAGCACAAAUACUAUUGACAAGGUACUGAAACAGAGAAGUUUAAAGUUGAUGUUCAUCUUGAUUCUUCUCUUUUCUGUCUGUUACAUCCCCUAUCAUGUAUUCAGAAACCUCAACCUCUUGGCAAGAGUUCUUACCAAACAGGGGAUAUGCUAUAAAUGGUAUAACGGAGUCUACAUUGCUCGUCAGAUAAGUCGUGUCCUUGUGUGUCUGAACAGUGCUCUCAACCCUCUGGUUUACCUCCAUGCACAUGAAAACAUUUGUGCUCAGCUCAGACAACUGAUCCAGCAAGCUCAUCAGGCUGUCAUGCGGCCGUCCGUCCCCCCUACUCAAUUUUCCCUGGUGCGAAAUGUCUGACAUGAGAAUGAAACUGAACAAUUGCACUUCAUCAUCUUGCUGUAGGAUGUAUGUCCUCAUCAUUUUGCUGUAAACCUGCUCCAAAAGCUGAGAUUAAAAGUACAAGUCAUUCAAAUAAUUCUGAAAAUGUAUGUUUUCUUUUAGAGAGAAUACGACCAGAUAUUGUGGACAACAGGCUCAGUAAACACCCUAAAAGAGGAAGUGUGUGAAUGUGUUUGAAUAAACAGGAUGCAAAAUUGUACUGUGACAGCAACAC
Acanthopagrus latus (yellowfin seabream) is the source of this 3202-nucleotide messenger RNA. Its product is annotated as P2Y purinoceptor 1-like. Gene Ontology annotation, molecular function: neuropeptide receptor activity. NCBI's taxonomy places the organism in Eukaryota, Metazoa, Chordata, Actinopteri, Spariformes, Sparidae. Gene Ontology annotation, biological process: G protein-coupled receptor signaling pathway. Gene Ontology annotation, cellular component: membrane. The transcript has a single exon. The coding region runs from base 1972 to 2946 and encodes 324 amino acids. The record is from RefSeq and is a predicted model, not a curated record.